GAACCGCUGGCCCCGUGGGAGCGCGUAUUGCGCCACGCUCGAUCCUGCGCCGCGGGAGAGGAAAGGAGGCGCUUUAUCGCAGCGCGGACGUAACGCAGGAUCGAGUCUCGUGGACGCCGAGCUCUCGGACGGCUGCCGAUAUGAAGGCCGUGAUACAACGAGUGUCGAAGGCCUCGGUUUCAGAUGCCGACUAGUGAAUCGUAACAUCGAUAGCCUGCGAUUAAUAAUCAACAAUGGCAACCUCGGAAGACAAGAAGAGCACCGUACAAGAUGAGAGCAGCAAACCUGGAGAACAAGUUCAAGGUAAGAAGGUUGCGGAGACUGACGUGAGGAGCACAGAGAAUACGGACAGAGUAGAUAAAACGGACGAGUCAUCCAUUCCUAAAAAUGAUGUGGCCACUAAUGAACGACAGACACGCGAGAGCCAGACAGAUUCCGAGGAUACAGAAACUACGGAGCAGUUGAAAAAUCAGUUGGGUGUGUUGAUGAGCCAACUGGCCACUCUGUCGGCGGAAAAGUCGAAAAUGGAGGCGAAUUUCCAAAUGGAUAAGAAGCAAUUGAGAAGCGAGCGCGACGAAUGUGAGAAAGUGAUCAAAGAUCUGAAAGACAGGCUGAAGAAGGCUCAAAAUGUCAAUCAUUCCGAGAUCGAACACGUCAAGUGCAAAUUAAUCAUGGAGCGGCACGAGAGAGAGAAAGAACACGGCGACUUCGUCAAAAAGAUUAAAGAAUUACAGAAAUUACUGUAUGACGAGCAGCGCAGCAAGGAACAGUUGGAGGGGCAAUUGAAGACGCAUCUCGCAAAUAAGACGCAGUGCAAGAUUCUCGAAGCCGAGCUGGAGAUCACCAAGACCAAGCUGAAACAAGCCGAGGAGGCUGCGAAGGAGACACCGCCGCUUCUUCUUUCCCUGCAAGCUGAGAUGGCUGUGAUGAAGAAGCAACAUUUGAAUGCGAUUCGUGAAGAGCAAAAGAGAGCCGCCGCCGCGGAGCAGCAAGCGAGGGGUUCGGUUAUUGUACACGAGGCGAGAGUGGCUGGCUUGGAGGCUCGAUUAGCUGAACUCUCCGAGAUCGUCGGAGGCUACGACAGACUGAGGCAACAGGACCAAUUAGCUAUUCAGAAAUUGAAGGACCAAUUGGUCGCUCUGCAGGACACGGAGCACGGCGAAGUUGUGACGUCGGGUGACCACCCGGAGGAAAUUAUUUCUAAGAUAAAGUCCUUAUACACUCGCCUACUGAAUCUUGACAAUAAAAAGAAGGACUCGGCCCAUAUAAAGUCAUUAUUGAAUAGUUUGGACCUGCGGGAUGAGCAUUCGGAUUACAAGGAGAAGUACGACGUGCUUUUACAAGAAUUUGAAGACUACAGGCGUCAAGCAAUGUGCAAGUACAACAUGUCGUCUAACGUGCUUCGUAGUACUCAACAACAAAAGCACAGUCUGUCUCUGAUGCACGAUAAGGAUCAUGACAAGACUCAGUUGAAUCUUCUUAAGGUUCACAACAGCAACUUGGAGGAAAGGAUACGUAUGAUUAACAGUGAAAUGAUAAACAAAGAGAGAGUUUUACAGGAACAACUGGAGCAGCAACAAAAACUAUUUCAAGAAGAACAUUCGAAAUUAGAGCACACGUUGCAUCAAAAGGAUAACGAGUAUCGUAAUAGAAUAUCCGUACUGGAGCAACAAUUGCUGCGGCAAAGAGAGCGAUCUAUGGCGCUCGUGGAGGAAAAGGAUAAAGAGAUAGUGACUCUAAAAGCAUCGUUUCGCGCGUUACUACCUAAUAAGGAGACUGUCGGCGCAGCGGAAAAUAAGAAGAGAUACGAGAGUACCAUAGAGCCGGUUAGCGACCUGGUAACGGGAUUGCUGUCGAACGACAGCCCUCCGAUAUUGCACUACACUCAGGAAUUAGCCAGGAAGGAGGUGCAGGUGUCGUCGUCGAGGAAGAAGAUUUUGGAGUUGGAGGCAACGUUGAGAGAACAACAGAGGGAGAUGCUGCAUACAAAGGAACAGCAACAGGAAGAGAUUAAAAGGUUGAAAGCGUAUAUCAUUAGGCUGGAAGCGUGCAAAUCGAGGGAGGGUGCCAAUCUGGAGUAUCUGAAGAAUGUAUUUAUAAAUUACUUAACGACGAACGACGCGUCGAGCAAGCGGCACAUGUUAAAUGCCAUCUCAACAGUAUUGCGCUUUACACCCGACGAGUUGAGUAAAGUUAAACAUUAAGAAUAGAUAUUUUUUUAUCAUUAUAUAUAUAUAUAUAUUUCUCACAUAGAAAAAAAUAAAUACACAAACUCAUACGAGGUCUCUCAA
Vollenhovia emeryi is the source of this 2291-nucleotide messenger RNA. RefSeq names its product D-tyrosyl-tRNA(Tyr) deacylase 1-like (gene Dtd). Gene Ontology annotation, cellular component: cytoplasm; Golgi apparatus. The transcript is spliced from 10 exons. The coding region runs from base 234 to 2204 and encodes 656 amino acids. NCBI's taxonomy places the organism in Eukaryota, Metazoa, Arthropoda, Insecta, Hymenoptera, Formicidae. Gene Ontology annotation, biological process: tRNA metabolic process. Gene Ontology annotation, molecular function: D-tyrosyl-tRNA(Tyr) deacylase activity. The record is from RefSeq and is a predicted model, not a curated record.